ACAGAUUUAGUGUACAGGUGCUUCAUCGGUGGCCUAGCCAGGGCUACCACCGACGAGGCCCUCCUUGAGGACUUCAUCACGUACGGCAACGUCGUCGACUCGAAGAUCCGUUAG
Messenger RNA from Linum tenue, 114 nucleotides. NCBI's taxonomy places the organism in Eukaryota, Viridiplantae, Streptophyta, Magnoliopsida, Malpighiales, Linaceae. The record is from the annotation of a GenBank genome assembly.